Molecule: messenger RNA, 1085 nt
Organism: Diorhabda sublineata
Lineage: Eukaryota; Metazoa; Arthropoda; Insecta; Coleoptera; Chrysomelidae
Product: protein phosphatase 1 regulatory subunit 42-like
Exons: 6
Coding region: 81-1085 (334 amino acids)
Molecular function (GO): protein binding
Source: RefSeq, a predicted model, not a curated record
CUAACAAAUACUAAAUCAUAUGAUUAUGGCAUUUCUCUUGACAGUGUAUUAAUUUUUACAUCGUGAUCUUUAUCAAUAUAAUGGAAAUCGAAAGGAGGGCUAAAUUUGUUAAAAAAGAAAAAAAUAUUUGCAAAAAAGAUGCUGUAAAACGUAAUACUCAUCUAUAUUUACAAGAAAAAAAUUUAAAACAAAUACCUAAAAUAUCUUCCACCAAAGACGUCGUUGUAAUAUAUUUAUUUAAUAACGAUAUAACUGAAAUAGAAAAUUUAAACGGCGGCGAAUUUGGUAACUUGACCAGUUUAUAUUUGCAAAAUAAUCGAAUCAAAAGAAUAGAAAAUCUAAAUUUGAAGAAUUUGAGAAGAUUAUUCAUAGGGCACAAUAAUAUUUCCGUCGUGGAAGGAUUGGAAAAUUUGGUAAACUUGGAAGAACUUCAUAUCGAAAAUCAGAAUAUGCCAGACGGAACCGCAUUAUGUUUCGACCCAAGAAGUCUCCUGAAAUUGUCACGGACUUUACAAAUUUUGAACAUAUCUUAUAAUAAGAUAGUUUCGUUCGCAAGUUUAUCCCCGUUGAUCGAACUCACCUCAAUUGACGCUUCUCAUUGUAAAUUGAACGAUUUGAAAGAAGUUUGCGAUACAAUUAGAAAUUGGAAAUAUUUGAACAGGGCCGUCUUUCAAGGAAACCCAUUUUCGAAGUUGCAUAGAUAUAGGGAAGAUAUAAUAAUCAAUUGUUACUAUUUGGAAAGUUUGGACGGAAAAGAGAUACAAGAAAACACGAGACAAUUUUUAAAAAGACUCGAGCGCGAAAAAAUCGCCAGAUCUAAAUUUACGAUCCCAGCCGUGCCAAAUUUAUCAGAAAUCGUUGAAACUCUACCGAAAAAUUACUCACCGGCAGUUCAAAAAACUGUAUCUGCGGCCAUUUUGAAAGGAAAAAAAUACAACCCUUUGAAUAUAUCGGAAAUGAGUGAAACUGAAGGCAAUAUACAUAUAGCUUGGACCAGCUUGCCAAAAAGGAGACCUAUUGCGAAGCCACUGAAAACAAAACCGAAUACUAUUGAUAAUUCUGUAAUAAUAAACAGAUUUCCCUAA